GCCAAGAAGAAUGCCGCAGAAGUCAAGCAGAAAACUCUUGCUCGACUCGAAGAAGCUCGCAAAAAUCGCAGAAAGCCGCCAGAUCCGACUCAAGACACAUUCGUAGAGAAAAUGGUUACGCAAGUGAUCAAAAAUCUACAGGUCUCCAUCAGCAACAUUCAUGUUAGAUUUGAGGACAAGUAUACGAACAGGCACCGACCAUUUGUUGCUGGAGUCACCUUGGAAAAGCUGGACUUCCAGUUUACAUUUACAAACACCAUCAAAUGUUUUUGGUUUUUUUAA
Cylicostephanus goldi is the source of this 282-nucleotide messenger RNA. The record is from the annotation of a GenBank genome assembly. Lineage: Eukaryota; Metazoa; Nematoda; Chromadorea; Rhabditida; Strongylidae.